Parastagonospora nodorum SN15 is the source of this 1749-nucleotide messenger RNA. RefSeq lists its product as hypothetical. Lineage: Eukaryota; Fungi; Ascomycota; Dothideomycetes; Pleosporales; Phaeosphaeriaceae. Gene Ontology annotation, biological process: protein N-linked glycosylation; nucleoside diphosphate catabolic process. The record is from RefSeq and is a predicted model, not a curated record. Gene Ontology annotation, cellular component: membrane; Golgi apparatus. The transcript is spliced from 3 exons. Gene Ontology annotation, molecular function: UDP phosphatase activity; GDP phosphatase activity. The coding region runs from base 1 to 1749 and encodes 582 amino acids.
AUGUCCAGCGGCGUUGAAGUCCCCGGAAGCCAACGACGACCCGGCAUCUGGUCCUACUUCAGUUUCCCUGGCCCGCGCCGCCGUGUAUCUGUCACCCUGCCGCGCAACUUUGAUCCCAAUCGCGAGGCCGACCCCUUUGAGAAACCGGACAGACAUUCGCGACACCGCUCGACGAACUCAAACGGCUUCAUGGGGGAUUACAAAGGCAGCAACAUCAUGAACCAGGGGCAGCGAUUGCGCUACCUCAAGACGGGCGGUGUGAUCGCCUUCAUACUGCUCGUUUUGUACUUUAUUGCGCCGAGCGACAGACUUUCAAGAGGCGGCUCAGGAUCCUUUUCAAAAGGAGGCAACACGGCUUCUGGCGACGCAAAAGCACAAUGCACCAAGUCGUAUUCCAAGGAGAAGCCGCUCAUCCAAUAUGCCCUCAUGAUCGACGCAGGCAGCACCGGCUCCCGUAUCCACGUGUACAAGUUCAACAACUGUGGCCCCAGCCCCGAGCUUGAGAACGAGGUCUUUGAACAAACAGCGAAGAAGGAGGGCAAGGGUGGCUCCGGUCUCUCGUCCUACGAUGGCGACGCAGAGGGCGCGGCAAAGAGUCUUGACGUCCUCAUGGACGUUGCGCUCAAGGAGGUCCCAGCAGAAUAUCAAGGCUGCACACCCGUCGCCGUCAAGGCCACUGCAGGUCUCCGCAAACUUGGCCCAGAGAAGAGCGACGCCACCCUUGCUGCUGUCCGUCGCCGCCUCGAAACCGUAUACCCAUUCCCCGUCGUCUCAGAGGAGAAGAGUGGCGUGGAAGUCAUGCCUGGCGAGAUGGAAGGUGUCUACGCCUGGAUCACCGUCAACUACCUCCUCGGUCACAUUGGCGGACCAGACAAGACUCCUACUGCCGCCGUCCUCGACCUCGGUGGCGGUUCUACCCAGAUCAUCUUCCAGCCAACCUUCCCGGACGUCCCCCGCGGCGGUCUCCCCAACAAGCUCGCAGAGGGCGACCACAAGUACUCAUUGAACUUUGGCGGCCGCGACUUCGACCUCUACCAGCACUCCUACCUCGGGUACGGCCUCAUGGAAGCCCGCAACAACCUGCACGCCACACUCCUCGACUCAAAGUACCAGGCGCACAAGGAUGAGGGCAACACAAACUUCCUCAAGGAACCCAUCGUGAACCCCUGCAUUGCACCAGGCAUGUCUCGCGAAGUCGCCGUCGCCAUGCCUGCAGCCCACCCCCUUGGCGACAAAGUCACUGUCAACAUGACCGGCCCCGCCGUCACCGCGCCCACCCAAUGCCGGUACUGGGCCGAGAAAUCUCUGCACAAAGACGACGAGUGUAAGAUUGCCCCUUGCGCUUUCCGUGGCGUCUACCAGCCUCCUUUCGAGCAGACCUUUGCCCGCGAGGAAGUCUACCUGCUAUCCUACUUCUACGAUCGCACAAUGGAACUCGGCAUGCCUGAAUCCUUUACCCUCCGCGAACUGCAGGAUCUGGCAAACAGGGUCUGCGCGGGUGAGUCUGGCUGGGAUGUUUUCGGCGCUGUGCCCAAGGCGAUGGAUGAGCUCAAGGGACGGCCUGAGUGGUGUCUUGAUCUCAACUUCCAGUACACACUGCUGAGGUCUGGGUAUGGUAUGCCGAUUGAUCGCGAGGUCAAGAUUGCGAAGAAGAUUCAGAAUAGGGAGCUGGGGUGGUGUUUGGGAGCUAGUCUUCCGCUGCUUGAGGCUAACUCGGGCUGGACUUGCAAGAUCAAGCAGGUCCAGUAG